Molecule: messenger RNA, 7881 nt
Organism: Thunnus maccoyii (southern bluefin tuna)
Lineage: Eukaryota; Metazoa; Chordata; Actinopteri; Scombriformes; Scombridae
Gene: fign
Product: fidgetin
Exons: 3
Coding region: 279-2540 (753 amino acids)
Molecular function (GO): microtubule severing ATPase activity; ATP hydrolysis activity; ATP binding
Source: RefSeq, a predicted model, not a curated record
CCGCUGCUCAUUAAGGGUGAUUCUCUUUGAAUUUGGCUCCCGCCGCAGAGAUCAUGCGCAGUGUGCAGCGUGCCGCCUUCAGUCAGUGGAGCAGCUGUCCAGGGUUUGGAAUUCCAACAUGGCAGAGGCUGUGGUCAGUCCUCCCCUCACUAACUUGGAAUGGUUUCAAAUCGCGAGCAGCCGCGCUUAACCCCAGCGAGCUAUUCAUCUGCGCACUCACCGGAUCGAUGGUACUAUAAACCCUGAAGCUGCACUGUCACCUACACAGGCUUGAAGACAUGAUCACUAGCACCAGUAUUUAUGGUCUAAAGAUGCAGUGGACCCCAGAGCACACACAAUGGGCGGAACAACACUUUGACAUCUCAUCCACUACCCGCUCACCAGCACACAAAGUAGAGGCCUACCGGGGGCACUUACAGCGAACGUACCAGUAUGCGUGGGCAAAUGAUGACAUCUCUGCACUGACUGCCUCCAAUCUGCUUAAGAAAUAUGCAGAGAAGUACUCUGGGAUCCUAGAGGGCCCAAAUGAAAGAGCCCUUCUGUGUUCCUACUCUGAUAGCACCACUGGACUCGUGAAUGGACGAAAGUCAGAGAAUGAGUCCUGGCAGGAGGGGAUUUACCCAAUGAACUGUGCUCCAGAUGUUAUAUCUGUGAGCAAAGCUGGAAUGACAGCUGCCCUACCCCCUACAGAUGUGUCGGCUAGCAUAGGCAGCUCCCCAGGGGUGACCAGCAGCUUGUCUGAGCCAAGCUACUCUAGCAGUAACUGUGGGAGCCACACAGCCACUACUCUCCACUCGGGCCUCCCCUCUCAGGAAUAUACUGCCAGCUACAACGGCUCCUACCUGCAUUCUAGCUACAGUGGCCAGACUACCCCAGCCCUCCCCUCCCCACACCCCUCUCCUUUGCACAGUGCCGGGCUCUUACAACCACCACCCCCUCCUCCUCCCCCUACCUUGGUGCCGAGCUACAAUGCCGGGUCUCCAAACCUUCCCAACUACAAUUAUCCUCCAACAGGGUAUCCUUCUCAGACUGCUGUCGGCCCUGGUUAUAGCCCUGGGGGAGCACCCCCUCCUUCUGCUUAUCUGCCGUCCGGUAUUGCUGCUCCUACACCAAUCCCUCCCUCCACACUGCCUGGCUACACCUACCAGUCCCAUAAUCAUACACCAAUUGCACCAACACCUUUAAAUGGCAGCACAUCCAACUCAUUAAAACGAAAAGCUUUCUACAUGAGUGGACAUGGAGAUAUGGACUCAAGCUAUGGUAAUUUCAAUUACAACCAACAGCGCUCUUCACAGAGUCCCAUGUACAGAAUAGCAGACAGCGGUGUCUCGGACUCAAACAGGGGCAAUGGCUUUGACAGAAAUGCUGAGGCUCCGUCUUUAGCGUUUAAGCCAACCAAACAGCCAAUGUCUUCUGAUCAGCAAAGAAAAUUUAACAUACACUCUGGCAGAGCACUUACGCCUCCAUCCUUUGGAUCAACCAAAAGCUCUGUGGGCGAUCUCAGAGCUGGCGAGCCCUACAGCAAGUUUGGAUCCCCCAUCAUGAACGAGCAAACUGAAGAGCACAGACAGCACCUCUCUCACUCCCUAACAGGGCCUGAUAUUGGUACGGCUACCUCGUCCAUCCAUGCUGCAGAGGAACAACUUAAGAACAGUGAUUCCAACCUGGUGGAGAUGGUGACAGCAGAAAUCCUUCAGCAGGGCCCUCCAGUAGACUGGAGUGAUAUUGCGGGUCUUGAUAUGGCCAAAGCAGCCAUCAAAGAGGAGAUACUAUGGCCCAUUUUAAGGCCAGAUAUGUUCAGUGGACUUCCCACAUUACCUCGCAACCUCCUUUUAUUUGGACCUCAGGGAACUGGUAGAACGCUGUUGGCUCGCUGCAUGGCUAGCCAACUGGGGGCUGCCUUCUUGCGACUCAGCGCCUCAGCUCUGGUGACCAAGUGGCUGGGGGAAGGGGACAAGAUCAUCCAGGCUUCUUUCCUGGUGGCCCGGUGUCGCCAACCAGCAGUGGUGUUCAUCAGCGAGGUGGACCUGCUGCUGUCAGCCCAGCUCAGUGAGGAGAGCCCAGUGAAUCGCCUCAAGGCUGAACUCCUCAUGCAGCUUGACAGUAUUUUGACCUCUGCUGAGGACCAUGUCCUCGUGGUCUGCUCCACCAAUAAGCCUGAAGAGAUCCCAGAGUCCCUACGGAGGUACUUUACCAAGCGACUACUCAUCCCCUUGCCUGAUGGGACAGCACGACACCAGAUAAUCAGCCAACUGCUCUCACAGCACAACUACUGUCUUAGUGACAAAGAGAUGUCACUACUGGUUCAGAGGACAGAGGGCUUUUCAGGGCUGGACGUGGCCCAGCUUUGUCAAGAGGCUGUGGUAGGUCCUCUCCAUGACAUUCCUGGUACUGACCUAUCAAGCAUCCACCCUAGUCAGAUGAGACCGAUCUCCUACCAAGACUUUGACAAUGUGUUUUGCAAAUUUCAGCCCAGCAUAUCACAAAAAGAACUUGACAUGUAUACUGAAUGGAAUAAAAUGUUUGGUUGUAGUCAGUGAAAGAGACCCAUCAAACACAAUUUCUUUAACCCCAGUAACUGAGUAAGUAAGUGUUUGGGCUUCAGUAAACAUACACUGGGCUAGAAAAAUAACACAGUGGUGACACAAACACCCUAUUUACAGCAAAGGGAUUGUCGUUGAAGGCUUUACACAGAAGACGACAGUCUGGACAUCACACAUUGGUAAAAAUUAAUUAAAUGCUUUACAUGGCCAAAGCCAUGUGCCCACUAAAACUCAAACAACUUGUAAAAGACAACCCCUCCUUUUUGUAUAUACACACACACAUAUAUAUAUAUAUACAGUAUAUAUAUAUAUAUAUACUAGUCUGCUGAUCUUGAGAUUUAGUUGCUAUCAAGUGCCUGAGGUGGUGCUGUUUAAGUUUUGUUUUUUGCCUCACAAUCUUCAUUGGUGACAUGUGCUAAUAUAAAAAAGCUUUAAAAUGGGACAAAAAACAUGCUUUCUCUUCUCCAUUAGAACAGUGUUCUACAGCUGUGUCUAUUUCGAGCUCUCUGUGAACAGUUGUGAUUAUUUUAAGCUAAAUUAAAUAUAUUGGCAUAUUUUCAGUUGGGACUCAUUUUCAAGUUUUAUGUAUAUGUAUGUGUUUAAAUCAUUUAGUUACAAUAACAUUCACAUUUUCUCUCUCUUUUUUUUCCAGAACAAUGCUAGUGAUUUGUUUUCUAGCAAACAUAAGGUGAAUUUGGUUGCUGUACUAGCCUCUCCACUAUUGAAGAAAUUACAAAAAGAGUAUUAUUUUACAAUGUGACUUCAAUUUAAACAACAAAUUACUAUGUAAUUGCUGUUAAAAUAUUGUUGCAGUAGUAAUUCACAUGUUUCAUAAAUGUAAACUUCUACCAUUAUUUCAUUUGAUGUUCUCUAUUUGAAAACUCAGGAAAGUGAUAAUGAUAUGUAUAGUACCUCAUAAGCUUGUGUCGAAGCACUACACAUUACAAGAGCAUUUGACUUGCAUUUGAAAUUGCGUCAUCAAACCAUGUAAGGCUAUAAUACCUCAAGAAUCUCAAAAUGAAAGGAAGGUUCCUACAAUGAAUGUAUGAGAGUAAUUCUGGUUUAUUUGCAAGACAAAAAAGUAAUUUGUUUGGGGUUCUUUAUGUUUGGAUUUGUUUAAAAUGGAAACUUGUAUUAUGAUUAGAGAUUUGCCUUUGAAAAAAUGGAACCAUUAUAUAUCUUGUAUUGUAGCCUUGAGCUAAUUUCUGUUUGCAACAUAGUUUAUUUUCUGUGGGCUAUCACACAGAAAACUUUCAUUUCCAUCAUACACAAUGAUCCUGUUCUUUAGUUCCCUGUUUGUAGACACAACUGUUCAGCUUGUGGUGAUGCAGAGCUGAGAGAAAUUCGAAAGGUGCAGACAAACAUCUUGGGGUUGAGGAAGACAACUGCCCCAAGCUAUUUCAUUCCAUCCUGCUGCUGUUUUAUCAUUAAUGAAACCUAAGGAUUAUGUAUAGCCUAAGUUCCUUUCUACCUCAGUUUGUUAGUUAUCUCUGAAAGACAUUCAUGAAGACAGCAAAAUGUCAGCACCUAUCCUGCUCGUUUGAUGAGGAAACCUUUUGAGAGAACACCAAACAGUAUUUUGUUGUGUGCAAAAUCUAUUAGCUUUACAUUUUGAUAACUCCCAAGAACCCUGUUUCUCACCACAUAAUGCUCUUAAAGGGGAAUACCACUGAAUAUUAGGUUUGUGAUACACUAUGCAUUUGCCUUAGGACAAUUUUGUCUGUAUUAGCUAACAUUCGCCAGUGGAUCUUGUUUGUAUUGCUUGUUUGGCCCCCGAAUCUAGGAUGUCAAACAGAUUUAUAGUUCCAUGAUGGAAAAUCUAAAUGUGACAGUAUUCACAAUGAUAUUAUGUACACAACCAAUUUAAUUAUUCUAAUAUAAAACUUACAGAAGAAUUAUUUUGACAGUCUUUGGCCAUAACUGUAUCAUUCAUGAAUUGAGUGGCAUUCCUUUUUAAGAACAUGUCUUGAAGGCCAAUCUCACUAGAUCUGUAAACAAAACAGUAACAGUUCUCAUUGUCACUUUUAAACUUUAACAGUGUUAUUUAAUGCUAUCUUUUGCUAUUAUUAAGUACAUAUUCCGCGCAACGUUUCUGGAAAUGAAAGAGCAGGUCUGACAGCUGAAUUGGCACGUAAAAUUGUUGAAUGUAUUAUGUCCUCUGAGCAGUAAGGAAAGCAAAGCACUCGCACAUUCAAAAAUGCCACUCAAGUAGUUAGCACUGUAGGUGUAUAAUACUGCAGAGGCACUACAGGACCUUGUGUUUGUUUUCAGAGGAGGUCCCUUCAUGUUUGUUGCCUAUUGCACAUGUUUUACCUGUUCAUAUUUGUAAUAGACGGUGGGCAUACUGAUUACUGCUACCUGGUUUGGCGUCAUUAACUCUUUAUCGGGAUGUAUACAGAGCAUCCAAACAGAGAAACUGCACAACAGCAAAGGAAGCUAGCAAGCUUGCCAACAAUUAUCUCUUCUUGUAGUCUCACUGUGUCUGUGCUACGUAUCUACAGAUGUAUCCCCUAGUCAUAAGAUGGGUUGACAGCAUUUUCACUGAAUGCACACAACAGUACAGUAUUUGGUUAAUCUGUAAACCCACUGUGGUAAAUUCAAAACAUGCACUAUAAGAAAGUUAUGUUGACCUGCAUUUAAAUGAAUAGACAAGAGUGUAGAGUAUAAAUUUCCAUUCAUGUGUACAUUAGUAUUGUUAUUCUUAAAUUAGCUGUAUUACAUGUGUGGGUCCUUUGAUUUUAACUUCAGAAUACUUUUCACAAUUGACUGAGUCACCUCUUUUCUAUACGUGGAUUGCCCUGACAUUGAACAGUGCCAAUUUAACAACAAAAAGCAGUUUGAUAAAAGCAAAACAAAAUAUUGCUUUUUAAAAAAAUAUUACAUGUCCAUUUUAACAGCAGGACUAACUGUAUAUUUACAAAAAUGGCCGAUGGGAACUGGUCCCAGGAUGCCAUUGGGCACUGGCCUAGGAAAACUCAUGCAACCUCCCAUCUACCUAAUUUUGUUUGUUUUUUUCAUGUAUUUAUGUUUUUUUCUCUCAACAGACUCAAUAAUUUUGAACAACUUUUUUUUGUCUCUCUUAACUUUAAUUUCUAAGACUUAACUGUAUACAUAAACCAAGUCCAUAGGGUCCACAACCAAUCUGGAAUCUUGCAGAAUACAGAAAAUUACACAGAAAAUUAAACCAAUUUCCCCUUUAUUUGGAGAGAUUUGUGAAAUAAGCAGAAAGCUAAAACAUUGUAGAGCUCCCCUUAAAUAUUGUCAUUUAAUAUUGCACUUUGAGGUGUUUAAUGACUGAAGCCAAAGUUAAAUAGCUUUCUUUUGACGAUGAUGAAGAUGCUUUUGAAGGAGUUGUGAAUUUCAGUGCCCUUAAUGCCACAAUAUAAGUUGUGGAUAUUGGAAAUUGGCAAUUUUAUAGCACUCUCAUUGGGCAUUGUUUAGUUAUUGUAUCACAGAAUGUCAGCGAUGUCAGACAUUUGAAGAGAUAUGUGAAUUUUGUAAAACAUUUGUAGUUUUUCAGUUUUACACCAGUUUAUGAGCGGUCACUCACCUCUGAUUGGAGUACCAAUACAAACAUGGCUAAUUUGUAUACAGUAUCUUCAAAAAAAUGUCACAUAACAUGCAGUGGAUUGUCACACUGGUUAAAAAUUGUUUCCGUGUCCAAAUUUUAAGAAGCAAUUUUGCUCAUUGCAAGGUUUGUGACAAGAGGAUAAUAAGAGGCCCUAAGUGCCAUUAACAAGCACAGAUUCCACGUUAAGAGGUUGACUGUUCAUGAACUUGUGGAGAGAUGUAUGUUUAAAAGUAUGUUCAAGUAGUACUUGUAAUCACUCAAUGGUUUGAGAUUAGGUUUGAAAACAACAUGUUAAAAAUUUCCUUUGUUUUAUUUGUCUCCCAAACAGUGUAAUACAGCACAGUGUAACACAAGGCACAUGGAUAAGGAAUUACAUGGUUUUAAUUGUCGUUACAGCUACACAGUAAAAAUGUUACAGCUAUCUCAUCCGAGGUCAGUUAGAUCAACCACAUAUUUAUUCAAAUAGGGUGUAUAGUUCACAUGCUGUAUAUGUUAUCAUUAAAAUCAUUCAUUAUUAAGGGUGAUGUGAUGAAAGGGCCUAUGGUCACCAACAAUACUUGAGCAGAAUCUUUGAUAAGCACAUUGAGUUUCACAGUGAUGCCAACUCAGUCACCUGAAUCGCUUUUUCAAAAUCUGUCAGUAUCCCUGUAGUUACUUUUAGUUUAUUUUGUUGAGAACUGCUUGAUAUUUUGAUUCCAUCCUUAUCUCAUUUAAUAGUCUGGUAUUCUUUAUAACCAUUUCUACCUCAUUGCUACAUAUUGUACAUGUAGUACUUAUGUCCUGUCAUUUUGAAUGUCAUGCAUUUGUGGGGAAAAAAAAGUUAAAAACAACAAAAAAAAAAAAAAAAAAAAAAAAGAAAAGCUUGCCCUUGAAUCUGAGCAGUCUACCUCAAAAAGACUGUCUUUACACUGUCAAGUACAAGUCACAGAAAAAAUAAGGCACCUUGAGGGCAAAGUUGACUCGCACAUACUGACUAUUGCGUACAGUUUAUUUACAAUAUCAUGUUCCACUGAAUUGUUGUGGACCGUGUAGGUCUUCUACAAGGUCUACAAUGCAAAUUAAUUUCCUAAAAAGUAACAAAUUGCUUUAAUCCUUUGUGAAUUGUAGUGCGCAUGUUAAUGUGUAUGUACAGUAUGUGCACUUGCAAUUCUACUUGCAAGUAUGAGGGGAUAACAUUAAGAUAUGAAACAUUUGAAUUUUUACUUUUCAUAUACAUGUACAGAGAAUUAACUUGCACAUAGCUGUACGUAUUGUACAUUUGCUAAUGAUAUACAGCAUACAUACAAAAAUGCACCACAUACAUGUUUAUAUGUGUGUAUGUAUCGCCAUACUUACAGUACAGUGAAUUUCAAUGUAUUUUAAUUUCAAGGUACAUAAAGGCUAUUGAAAUACUGAAUAAAGAUGUUUUCUUUUUUUUUCUUCCUGAAAACUGGAUGCAUUUUUGUACCCUUGAUUAAAUUUGCAACGUUGUGGUUGAUUUAAGCCUGUGCUAUUUCCGUUCCAAGCAAUAUCUUGUUGAAGACAGUGUUCAGUCUAUUCCAACUUUAAUCAUAAUUUCUCUAUUUCACUGGUGUUUAAUGAAAAUAUAUUGAAAGUAAUUCAGUUUGCAACAGUUUACAGAGGCUGAUUUUGAGGCUUACUUUUUAUUGUACUCCUCUCCUCUAUAUACUACUCCCACUUCUACACCUCUCUUGAUCCAUAGUAAUAUAUAUAAAUCCAUGCUGGCUGCUUUUUUUCUAUUAGAAAAUGAAACAGCUAUGCUUAAAA